Cyphellophora europaea CBS 101466 is the source of this 849-nucleotide messenger RNA. RefSeq lists its product as uncharacterized. The coding region runs from base 1 to 849 and encodes 282 amino acids. The record is from RefSeq and is a predicted model, not a curated record. Gene Ontology annotation, biological process: intra-Golgi vesicle-mediated transport; Golgi organization; protein transport. The transcript has a single exon. Lineage: Eukaryota; Fungi; Ascomycota; Eurotiomycetes; Chaetothyriales; Cyphellophoraceae. Gene Ontology annotation, cellular component: membrane; COG complex.
AUGUCAUCCCGCUUCUACCUCUCGUCCCCUGCCUCUACCUCGAACUCAUCCCUCUCAUCAGCCAAUCCUGACAGCCUCCCAUUUCCCAAGCCGCUUGACCGCGCCUCAUUCCUCGAGCCGGACUUUGACCCUGCCACUUUCCUCUCUUCGCUCACCAAUCGCUUUCAAACCCUCGAGGACCUACGGACAGAACUGGUCUCACUUUCGCAGACGAUUGAGAACGAGCUUGUGGACCUGGUGAACGACAACUACUCGGAAUUUCUGAACCUAGGAUCGAGCUUGCAAGGCGGCGAGGGCAAGAUCGAGGACGUGCGCGUGGGCUUGCUGGGAUUCGAGCGAGAUGUCAAGGGCUUGAGGGCGAAGGUGGAGGGGGAGCGAACAAAAAUAUCAGAAUUCGUGCAGGAGAAGAAGGAGGUGAUGCGAGAACUCAACUUGGGAAGUAGUCUUCUGGAGAUUGACCAUCGGCUGGGGGAGUUGGAGGUAGACCUGGGGUUGAAGGAAAGGUUUACGCCAGCAGUCGAACAACGUGAUGACGAGGAAGACGACGCGGACGACGAGCCAUGGGGCGCAGAGUGGGAUGAUGAAGUCGUUGAUCUUGAUGAAGAAGAGUAUUCUUCGGAGCAGAGGGAUGUCCCGAUCAGACUCAAGAGCAAGGUCGAAAGGUACCUCGCCGUGAAGAUACUGGCUCAAAAAUUCGACAAGGAGCAUCCUUUCCUAGCAGCUGAACAAGGACGCAUGAAGAAGGUCAGGGAAACGGUGCUUCUCGACGUCGAUGCAGCGAUACGGGCGGAGCCCAAUGUCAAGGGAAAGCAGGCCAUGAUGCGGUUACGUGCCAACAUCGAGGAUUGA